Kazachstania africana CBS 2517 is the source of this 1911-nucleotide messenger RNA. It is a transcript of the gene YSW1, whose product is annotated as Ysw1p. NCBI's taxonomy places the organism in Eukaryota, Fungi, Ascomycota, Saccharomycetes, Saccharomycetales, Saccharomycetaceae. Bases 1 to 1911 code for a protein of 636 amino acids. The transcript has a single exon. The record is from RefSeq and is a predicted model, not a curated record.
AUGGGGACAGAGUUAUCAGAUAUUUUUAACUUGAACGAGCUUCAUAAUGAUGAGUCAAUCAUGCAGGAAUCCUUGAAUAACACGAACCUAAAGAUGGCUGCUAACGUGAAUAGGGCAAAAUCCAUAAGAGGAAAGCUUUCGCAAUUGCUACAUAAAGAUAGAGAAAACGAUGAGUCUGCGUCUCCGACACGAUCAAGGAGAAGUUGGUCAUUGAAGAAUCGAGUAUUUAGUGAACUUAAUGAAAACAGUUUGAAUAGAAAUAACAAUAUAAUUGAUAAAGCUAAAAAGGAUAGUUCUCAAACUAAGUUGGAAAUUGAUCAUUGGGAUAGUGACGAAUUCAAUAAGAAUGCGUCCAGAUCAUUUUUGAAAGGCUUUCAUUUUUUGCAUCGUCACGUAUCAUCAGAUUCUGUCGGUGAUAAUGACUGUGUCUACUCUACACCAAAGAACUAUUUCAGUGAAAUGAAAGAUAAGUUACAUGGUUUGAUUCCAAAACAGAAAGUUCAAGACACAGAUGCUGUUGAUGAGAAUGGGUGUGAUGAUAAUGCAGGAUGGAAUCCUGAGUUGUUCGAUACAGAAAAAAACAAAGCAACUUUAAAAGGUGAAUUGGAGCAACCGCCAGAUUCUGAAGAAGGGACAACUUUUGAGCUUGCUUCAUCAGAUAGUUACACUGAGAAACAGAAAAUUGAAAGUACUAUUCCACCAGCAACACCACCUGGGAACGAAUAUAUUGACAGUGAAAGAAAUCCAUAUAAAUUCGUGUUUGAUACACCAAAUAAAUUUUCAUAUGAUGACAGUCAAGGGCUAGAGCCAAGGGCUCUCAAUAAUUUCAAUGCCCUAUGGUCACUUCUUGUAACAGACCCUGAGAGAGACCAAAAAUUAGAGGAUGGCAUCAUGAUCACCAAAAUGAGUGAAAUAUUACUAUUCAUGGCACGCAGAAAACAGAAUAUUUUCGACGCUGAUGUUACUGACUAUAAAGAAAAACUUUUGGAAUUGCAAGAAGAGCUAGAUGCACAGAAACAAUCGAAUGACAUGUUAGUAAAAAAAGUCGAUUCACUUAUCGAAGAGAGCAGAUUCAAGGGGGAUUAUGAGAACCUUAAGGAACAGUAUAAUACUUUAGAAAUUGAAAAAAAGACAUUAGAGGAAAGGAUUAAGUCAAUGCAAAGAAAAUUGGAUGAUUUGCUCGAGUUAACUAUCCAACAAAAGACUGUUGAGACUAAGUAUCAGAAAUUACAAGAAUUUGAGGAAGAGGCCAACAAGAAUUUACAUUCAAAAUUGAAAAUUGCACAUGAGAAGUAUAAAAACCUCAAGAUAAAGGCUAACGCUCAAUCCGAAAAUAUCUUAUACUUAAAGGAUGAAUUGGCAAUAUCUAACAUUUUCAAAGAUGGAUCUCUCAAUUUUGCUUCAGAAUUAAUGAGAAAAUUCAAUGGUCUAGUGCAAGAGAAAACUUUAAUAAAAUACAAUAUUGCUUUAAAGAGACUGAUCUCCACAAUGUCAAUUAUUAAUAAGAGGUCCAUAAAUUCCGACUUGAAGUCAGAACCUCUAGAUAGACAAACUUUAUCGUCACAAAGCAACGAAUUAAGGAGCCAACUGUCGAGCUUCUUUUCAGAAACGGCAAACAGUCUCUUGAUAAAUGAAAUUGUCUUGAACUGGUCUCUCAGUAUAAGAUCUAACGAUUUCCUCAAGCAUCAGUUAAUAGAAUUGAGAAGACAGAAUUUCAAUCAGAGCAGAAAGAUAAAAAAAUUGACAAAUGAGUUGAAAAAAAUAGGGCCAACUAAGCCUCAAUAUUCAAAACCACAAGAAAGGGGGACCCCAUUUGAUAUUCCAGGAGAAAACACAGAGAUUGAUAUAUCUCAUCCGCAGGUUUCUAAAAAGAACAGUAACGACGUUCUCAUAACUCCUUUGGAUUACUAA